Colletotrichum tamarilloi is the source of this 1584-nucleotide messenger RNA. Its product is annotated as P450 monooxygenase. NCBI's taxonomy places the organism in Eukaryota, Fungi, Ascomycota, Sordariomycetes, Glomerellales, Glomerellaceae. The record is from RefSeq and is a predicted model, not a curated record. The transcript has 5 exons. Gene Ontology annotation, molecular function: oxidoreductase activity, acting on paired donors, with incorporation or reduction of molecular oxygen; heme binding; iron ion binding. The coding region runs from base 1 to 1584 and encodes 527 amino acids.
AUGAUGGAGAUCGCAUUAGACCUGCUUGCGCAAGCCCGCGGCAACAAUUACGUGACCGUUACCGUCGCUGUAUUGUCUCUGGUUGUCUUCUUCUACUUCAACUACAGCACUCAGCCGUUCCGAGGUAUUCCCUAUGUCGGGGGUCCAAAGUGGGACAUUCUCAAUAUCAAGGCACAAUAUCGUUUCGUGACGGACUGUAAGAAUCUCAUCAAAGAGGGUCUUCAGAAGUACAAUGGACCUUUCCAGGUCAUUGGCUACGUGCCCAUCACCGUCUUGCCCCCGAGAUAUGUCCCUCUUAUCAAGGACCACCCGAACCUGGACUUCGGAAAGUCUGCCGAAAGAAGGCUAUUUGGGCAAUACCCAGGCCUAGACUGGGCGCACAAGAUCAAUGAGGACCGUAUCUUCCAGGAAUCUCUGAGAAUUAACAUGACACAAUAUCUCAGCGAGGCCACACCCCUCUUAGCGGAAGAAGCACGCGAAAUCCUCAGCGAGUUUUUCCCACAGACAACCGGUAAGCUCGAUCCGUUUUCCGCUAUUCCUUGGCUGUGGCUAAACCCAUCAUCAGAAUGGACCUCAUACACCUUUGGCAAAGACGCCGCAGAAAUGGGCGUGCGCCUCUCAACUCUCGUCUUCCUGGGCAAGAGAUUCACAAAAAACAAGGAGUGGCUCUACAUCUGCACGCAAUACCCGCAAGGCAUCUUCGGCGCCAUCGGCGGGCUGCUCUCCACGCCCAAAUUUCUCCGCCCCGUUCUCUACCGCUUCCUGCCCCAGAUCAUUGCCCUCAAAAAGUACGGCGAGGUCGCGAGGACGCUUAUCCUCCCUGAGAUUGAGGAGCGCCGGCGGCUGCGUGAUGCCGGCGCUGAUGUCAAGUUCAAUGACGCGCUGGAGUGGUAUUACAAAAACUCGUCUAAGCGUGGUAAGGAAGAGGACUUUGAUGCCGUGAGCGCCAUGAUUUCGCUUGCGUUUGCGUCCACGCAUACGACUGUCGAUUUGCUGUGUAAUGUUCUGUAUGACCUAGCGGCUCACCCUGAGUGCAUCGGUCCGAUGAGGGAGGAGAUUGACAAGGUUCUCGCCGAGGACGGGGGCUGGAAGAAGACGACGUUGUAUAAGAUGAGGUUGAUGGACAGUUUCUUGAAGGAGACGCAACGCAUGAACCCUGUUCAGCUGACCGCGAUGAACCGCUACGUCAAACAAACAACCAUUCUCUCGGACGGCACCCGCCUACCCAAGGGCUCGCUCCUCGCCGUCUCGCUCGAAGGGCUCCGCGACGCCUCGCAAUUCGCGGAUCCGGAUGUCUUUGACGGCUUCCGCUUCGCGCGCAAGAGACAGGAGCCAGGCCAGGAGAACCAGUGGCAGUUCACGUCAACGCGCAACGAAUUUCCAUCGUUCGGGCACGGGCAGUGGUCCUGUCCCGGUAGGUUCCUGGUUGCCAACGAGCUCAAGAUCUUUUUGGCGGAGCUGCUGUUGCGGUAUGAUAUCGGAUACCCGGCGGGCGUGACGCGGCCGCCGUGUACGUGGUUUGCUACGGAGAGUCAGGUGAAUAUGGAUACGCCGCUGAUGUUUAAGUUGAGGGAGAAGGCGUGA